Messenger RNA from Synchiropus splendidus (mandarinfish), 9165 nucleotides. It is a transcript of the gene nbeal2, whose product is annotated as neurobeachin-like 2. The transcript has 53 exons. Gene Ontology annotation, cellular component: membrane; cytosol. Gene Ontology annotation, biological process: intracellular protein localization. The record is from RefSeq and is a predicted model, not a curated record. The coding region runs from base 359 to 8761 and encodes 2800 amino acids. Gene Ontology annotation, molecular function: protein kinase binding. Lineage: Eukaryota; Metazoa; Chordata; Actinopteri; Syngnathiformes; Callionymidae.
CCGUGUUGACAGAGUUGCUGCUCACUUCAGAGCGUCUCUGACUGAAACCCAAUCCGUCUCAUUUUUUUUUUUUUUUUGAAUGAUUUUUACGUCGUAUUUUGUGUGGUGUCGGGCGCUUCCGCGGGCACCUCUCCUCUGAACGCGGACAUGGCUGCUCCGCCGCAGACGCGUUUGUUCCGGCUGUAGUUCCUUCGACGGCGCUGCGGCCGCAUUCGCGUCUGCUGCUGGAGCUAGCGAGGCAGGGAUGGUGGACAGAAGCGCGCCUCGUCCUCCUGCGCGCGGGAAACUACUUGUGGACAUGUUUCAUCGAGUUUUUGUCUCUUAAGAAGCGCGGACGAACAGCCACCAAAACACCGGGAUGGCGUCCAAGGAGAGGCUGUACGAGCUGUGGAUGUUAUAUUACACCAAGAAAGAUGUGGCCUAUCUGCAGCAGUGGCUGGAAGCCUUUGUGUCCUCUUUCGAGAGGCUUAUUGAUGUGCAGACGCUGGAGCCUCGGAGGGUGGAGGAGUGCAACCUAGAGGUGCCCAUGAUCCCAAGGGAGGUCCUGGUUCUGCUCGGCAACCAGCUGUGGCAAAGCGCGUUGCAUCUCUCCGGGAGCCAGACGGAGGACAGCAGCGUCCCACGUCCACUGCUGAUCAUCAAGUUCUUCAUCAUCGUCUGCAGGAAAAUGGAGAACAUUGAUCAAGACAAGACCCCGGGCUUCUUGUUGGAGACCAUGAAGCUUCUGAGCUACUGCCUGGACCAGCUGAAAAGAGGAGAAGGAGACAAGCCAUCUCUGCUGGCGGUGGUUCACCACGGGCUUCAUCUUUGCGAGAGCCUCUUUGACCCGUAUCAGACGUGGAGGCGACGCCUGGCUGGGGAGGAGGUGAGCCUGACGGAAAGGAACAAGUACAAGUUCUCCCCGUUGGUGCUGCCAGAGGAGCUGCCUGCUCUCUUUCACGAAAGUCUGAAGGACAGCGAACGUCUUCCCGAGCUCCUCCGACUGAGGCUGGUUCAUCUGUUCGGCGCUGUCAUCAGUGGAGGAAAGAAGAACGGCCUUCUCUCCAUCACCCCGCAGUCAGUGGAAGAUCUAUUCUCGGUCCUUCGGGUUUGGUGCUGCCAGACCUCCAGUCAACCCAAAGACACCCAACUCCCUCGACUGAGCCUGCAGUGCCUGACCUCCGUCGUGCACCUCUUGCACACCAGCAGCCCUGCAGAGAGACAAGUGGAGAUCAGGUCAAUACUGGAGAGCUACUUCCAACUCCUGAACUGGAACCAACCCCUCCGAAGUGAGCAGCUGGACAGGGAGAGUUGGGAGGGCGGCUUGAUCUCCCUCCGGAGUCUGAUGCUGACGACGAUUCCUGAAAUCCUGCAGUGCUCCGACAGGCCCGCCUUGCAGGCCGUCUUUCUCAACAACAACUGCUUCGAACACAUCCUCCGACUCAUUCAGAACAGCAAGCUCUUUCUGAGCAGCAGGCGCAGGCCGGAACGUGAGCUUGUGUGUGACCUCACCACCAGUUUACUCACAGAGGUCGAAGUGCAGCAGAUGUGGGAAAAAGGCUCGGACAGUAUUACCGUCCAUGCUCUGGGAGUGCUGACUGCUAUAAUGAGCAACUCACCGUCUGCCAAGGAGAUUUUCAAGGAGAGGAUCGGCUACUCGCAGCUGUUCGAUGUGCUCCGGAGUCACGGCCUCCCCUCCAAGCGUCUGCUGCAGGAGCUGAUGAACAUGGUGGUGGAGGGCCAGCACGCUCAUGCUCGCCACCUGGGAAUUGGUAACGAACAGCCUCUUCUUCUUCUCCUGCAAUGGCUCCCUGACCUGAGUGGUCAGAGGGACCUCCAGCUGCUGGUGGCACAGUGGCUGGCGACCGUGUGUGGCGGCUCUCUGUCCUGCCGGACCACUGCUGUGGAGGCCGGUAUGGUGGGCGCUCUGCUGCAGGUUCUCUCUCAGCCUCGCAGUCUGGACUGGCAGUGUGCAGACGCCUUGCUCGGCCUGCUGCGGGACCUGGGCUCACUGUGUCUGAGACCGGAGGAGCUGAAGAGCCUGCUCAGACUGCUGAGAGUGGAUCAGGGCGAUGUUGCGGGAUCGGUGCACCCUUACUGCGCGCGCGCUGUCCGAGUGCUGUCUGCCAUAGCCGCGAGGAAAGGUCAGGACAGCGCGCUGCAGUACUUUGACCUCACACCUCCCAUGGCCGGGAUCAUGGUGCCCACGGUCCAGCGCUGGCCGGGCAGUGGCUUCGCCUUCCAUGCCUGGCUCUGCCUGCACUACUCCAAACUCGGCAACCGCCGGCCUUCCGCGACAAGAGGUCCGCACGACGUGGCCAAAGGUCUGCGCAGAAAGCAGCUCUACAGUUUCUUCACCGCCAGUGGGACUGGACUGGAAGCGUUUUUCACCGUGGACGGCGUGCUGGUCGUUGCUGUUUGCACGAAGAAGGAGUACAUGGCAGUGUCGCUGCCAGAGCACCCGCUUGUGGACUCGUCGUGGCACUCGGUCGGUAUCGUCCACGUCCCUGGCCGCCGCCCGUUCGGUCAGAACCUGGUCAACAUCUACAUCGAUGGGAAGCUCUGUAAAAGUUCUCAGCUUCGCUUCCCGUCCUUCAGCGAGCCCUUCACGUCCUGCUGCAUCGGCUCCGCCGGCCACAGAACCACUAUCACCUCUACUUCCCCGACUCUGUCCUCCUCCACACCCUCCACCCCGGCGGCAGAGUUCUCCUUCCCUCCCAGCGGCCCUUCGCUCAUUCGAUCCCAGUCUUUCCCUGCAUCAUUCGCAGCAGGUCAUUGGGGGUCUUUGACUGACUCCUCUGUUCACACCAUAUCAGCUGGUCUGCAGGACACAGAGUGGGGGACGCCCUCCUCCUUAGAUGGACUACUGGGCACCGCCUUCAUCUGCCACGAGGCUCUGCUGCCCAACCAGACAAAAGCUCUCCACAGUGCAGGACCCAAUCACGUGUCUUUAUUCAAAGCGGACGGCGAGCUAUCUGACCUCAACGGCAAACUCCUUCUCUACUACACUCCCCAGGCUUUCAAGAGUCAGAAAUGCCUGGAUCUGUCUCCCAACCACCAAUACGACGGCAGGCUGACCGGGCACAGGGUCGUGAACUGGGACAUCAAGGAUGUCAUCAAUGUGGUCGGUGGCGUCGGCGUCACGCUGCCUCUGCUGGAGCAGCUGUGUGAGGCCGAGCCGGUUUUUGACGGUGACCAGGAGACGGCUGACCUGCUGGGGCCGGAGCUGACCUCUGCUCGGGGGCCUGCCGCCAUGCUGCUGCCACUGGAGGAGUCUGCUGACGUGCGGCUGGAGAAGAACAGCGUGGCGGCUUUCCUGCUGAUGGUGAAGAAUCUGAUUCAGCACCACCCCGUCAACCAAGAAGGUCUGCUGCAGUGCCACGGCCCCAGCAUCAUCGGCGCCAUGCUCAGCAAAGUUCCCGGCAGCAUGAUGGACAUUAAAGUGCUGAUGGCCUGCCAACAGCUGCUCAAGCAGGUCUUCAGUGAAGGCAACAGUCUGCUGCUACAGCAGCUCUACCAGCACCUGCUCUUUGACUUCAAGAUCUGGACCAGAAGCCACCUUGCCGUUUGCUUGUCUCACGUGCAGUUCCUGUCGUGCGAGAUCAACAAAGGGAAGCACCACCUGAAGAGAAAAUACGGAGUGCAGUAUGUCCUGGACACCAUCCGUACUUACUACAGUGUUGAGAAGGACGGCAGCCCUCUGACAGAAGACAAGCGUGCGGUGCAGGACGCUCUCUUUGGUAUGCUGAAAGAGUUCCUCAAGUCUCCCACAUCAGAGGAACUUCACAGUCUUCUGGCCUUCCUUCUGAGCGCUGGGGAGGAGAAGCAGGUGGGGAAAGCGCUGGACGUUCUGUACGAGCUGCUGAGGACCAGUCCUCCUCGUGAGCACGUCCAGACGGUGCUGCUGGAUUGGGGAGUCGAACACCUAUACAGCCUCCUCCUCAACCCCACUUUUGGAGACGGGGCUCGAGAGAGGGUAUUCCGGAUUUUGUACAAAAUCAUCAAGAGUGAACGAGUGUCCGAACGCCACAAGCAUCGCGUCAAGCUGAGGGACUGUGGCUAUCUCGGUCUGGUAUUCUGCCUUGAAGACAUUCCGGUCACGAUGACGACGGUGCGAUGUCUGUACGAGCAGGUCCUUGCAACAGACGCCUCUCCGAACUUCAGAGACCUCCUGGCUGUGGUGAGUCUGUCCCACAGAGCGGAUCUCACCGUCCGAUUAGAUGUCUGCCGCAAGCUCUUUCAUCUCCUCUACUCCAACAAGGAUUACAUGAAGCAGUUGGCCAAACAGCCCGGUUGGCAGGACGUUCUCACAAAGCUCUAUGUGAAAGAGUCCUACGAGUCCUUCACUGCCACCACCCUUCCUCCGUACGGGCAGAAGCAGAGACCUCCCCUGGUCAGGGAGCCGGCUCUGAGCCUGGAGUUCCCUGAGAGUGACGUCUACCUGGAGUACUGCUCCUCGCGGGACAUGGAGAAGGAGGACGAAGGUGGCCAGCAGGGGGUCUCUGAAGCCGACUCCUCACAGUCGCCCUCUGAUGGAAGCCAGCUGAAAAACUUCACUGGCAGCACACCUUUUCAAUCGUUCGAUUCCAUGGACCAGGAGAGUCAGUCCUCCUCCCUCUCCAAUGCCGUUGACAUCACUUCUUGUCGGCCCGAGGACGAGGGCAGGGAAUACCAGCCGCUCUCCCCGUUUGGAAGCUCGCCCUUUGAUUUAGAAUUGGGAAGCGCGAGCGAGUGCACCAACCCAGCAGGCAGUCUGGCCAACACACCGUCUCCUAUAGAGCAUUCCAAAGCGUUCCCUCCUCCUCCCAGACCCCGCAAGAGUUCCAGUCUGUCUAACGUGUUGGACCACACCAGCGAUGACGCCCACAUCGGGGAUACCAUCUCAAACACGUCAAAUCCACAGCAGACUCCAGAGGAGGAGCUGUGCAACCUUCUCACCAACAUCAUCUUCUCCAUCCUGUGGUGUGGCAGCGCUGCCGAGGGCUCGGAGGACGUGGUCUGGAGAGAGAGGGGGCAGGUCUUCUCUGUUCUCACUAAACUGGGCUCCUCCUGCCAACUGGUCCGCCCGCCGGACGACAUCAAACGCAGCCUUCUGGAGGAGAUGUUGGAAUCGUCAUUGUCCGACCUGAGACAAUCUCCUGGAGUCACCCUGCCCUUCUGCCCGAGCUUGGUGAGGCUACUCCGCCUGCUGCAGGACUUCCUGUUUUCUGAGGGAACAGAAAACUGCACACUCUGGAGCGAAAAGAUCUUUGAGGGGGUGGUGAACCUGCUGGACAGGUUGCAGGCCUGGCACAGCGGCAACACGGAGCUGAAGGAGAUGGCCCAGAUCGGCCUGCGCAUCAUCACCGGCUAUGUCAAACAGCAGCACUCGCAGCUGAGUGGGAUGGCUCUGGUGAAGCUCCGCAGUCUGCUCCAGACGGUCCUGUGUCUGAGCUGGGAGGAGGUCUGCUUCCUGCUGGGUCAGCUGGGCCCACCCUUGUGGCCGGAAGACGGCGCGGAAGACGCCGACAGCAGUGACGCCGACACCUCGGCUCAGUUGGUGCAGAUUGUCCGCACGCUGCUGGACCAACACGCUGACCCCGUCGUCCUCCAGAAACUGCUGCCGAACCUCCCCGUCACCAACGGCAGCACCACCUUCGCCUUGGACCUGAAGGCGUAUUCACACACGCUGGAGUGGCAGGAGUUCUAUCUGCAGGAGGUCCGGCCCACAACAGAACAAUACGAGUUGGAUACUUUUGGAAGGAGCCAUGACAUCAUGUCCAAUUUUUGGAACUCCUGCUUUGACGACCUGAUGAGCGUGGCCCUACGGCGGGAUAAAGAAAGAUCGGACAGCAAAGCUAAAUUCCAGGAGUUGGUCCUCGACCCUUUCCUCAAGCGAGUUCGCAGUGAAAACAACAGAUACAGCGGUGGGCAGAAGCAGAGCUCCAGCCAACAGGGGGUGGUGCUGCAGCACUGGAAAGCUCUUCGGAGGCUGCUGAGCAGUGAGAGAGCAGCCUGGGCUCAAAGAGUCCAGCCAGAAGCCAAGUGGACGCUGUCCAGUGCAGAGACGUAUUCAAAAAUGCGUCUCAAACUGGUGCCCAACUACCACUACGACGCCCACGUGGAGGCCAGUGCCCAGCGGGACAACAUGGGAGCCGACAGCCCUCGCAGCUCUGAUCCGAUCCCGUUAGCUGUAGCUAAGGAAGCCAAAGUGAGCGACAUGGAGGAGGAUCAGUUGGAGGAGGAGGAUCUGGUCUUCUUGGACAAGAAGGCCGAAGAGGAGGAUGAGAACCAGAAGGAGAAGCUGGUUCUGUCUGAAGACUGCGAGCUCAUCACCAUCGUGGCUGUGAUUCCCGGCCGCCUGGAGGUCACCACGCACCACCUCUACUUCUACGAUGGGAGCAGUGAGAAAGAGGAAACCGAAGAAGGGAUUGGGUUCGACUUCAAGAGGCCGCUGUCGCAGCUCCGAGAGGUCCACUUGAGGCGCUACAACCUGCGUCGCUCUGCGCUGGAGCUGUUCUUCAUCGACCAGGCGCAUUACUUUGUCAACUUCAGGAAGAAGGUACGGAACAAAGUCUACUCCAGGAUUCUGGGCCUGCGCCCUCCCAACCUCUUCUACUUCGGCUCCCGGUCGCCUCAGGAGCUGCUGAAGGCGUCGGGCCUCACGCAGGUGUCUGCUUCAUCGCGUUUGCUCUUUGAAAUCGCGUGCUCGCCCACUGAUGACCCGCCCCAUGUUGCUCAGAAAUGGGUCUACAGAGAGAUCUCCAAUUUUGAGUAUUUGAUGCAACUGAACACCAUCGCUGGACGCACCUACAACGACCUGUCGCAGUACCCCGUGUUUCCCUGGAUCCUGUGCGACUACACCUCCCCGAAGCUGGACCUGGAGGACCCACUGGUUUUCAGAGACCUGUCCAAGCCUGUCAGCGUCGUGAACCCCCGACACGCCGAGAUUGUGAAGGAGAAGUACGAAAGCUUCGAGGAUCCGACGGGAACCAUCGACAAGUUCCACUACGGCACACACUACUCGAACGCGGCGGGCGUCAUGCACUACAUGAUCCGCAUGGAGCCCUUCACCACGCUGCACAUCCAGCUGCAGAGCGGCAGAUUUGACUGCGCCGACCGGCAGUUUCACUCGGUGGCCGCCGCCUGGCAAGCUCGAAUGGAGAGUCCCGCCGACGUGAAAGAGCUCAUCCCAGAGUUCUUCUACUUCCCCGAGUUCCUGCAGAACAUGAACGGGUUCGAUUUGGGACGGCUGCAGAUCUCCCAGGACCCGGUGGACGACGUCCUGCUGCCUCGCUGGGCCAAGUCCAGAGAAGACUUCAUCCGGCAACACAGGAACGCUCUGGAGUGCGAGCACGUGUCCAACCACCUGCACGAGUGGAUCGACCUGAUCUUCGGCUACAAGCAGAGAGGAGAGGAGGCGGUGAAGGCGCUCAAUGUCUUCUACUACUGCACGUACGAGGGCGCCGUGGACCUGGAUGCUGUGGCCGAUGAGAACGAGCGUAAAGCCCUGGAGGGCAUCAUCAGCAACUUCGGGCAGACGCCCUGUCAGCUGCUGAAGGAGCCACACCCUCCUCGCAUGUCCGCUGAGAACGCGGCGCGGCGGCAGGCCCGGAUGGACAACGUGCCCGCCAACAUCUUCGAAAGGCUGGACAAGCUCCGGCCCUUUGUGGAGGUGGUCAGCGACGGCCAUCCUCUGGUCCAGGCCGUCGUCCCCAAGAACCAGAACCACUCGUUCAUCAUCCAGGACGCAGACACUCUGGUGAGCGUGAGCUCCAACGGCCUGAUCGGAACGCACAGCUGGCUGCCGUACGACAAGAACAUCGCCAACUACUUCACCUUCACCAAGGACCCCACCCUCAGCAACCCAAAAACUCAGCGUUUUCUAAGCGGGCCCUUCUCCCCGGGGCUGGACAUCAGUGCUCAGGUCCUGGUGGUGUCCAACGACGGGCGGCUGCUCUUCAGUGGAGGACACUGGGACUCCAGUCUCCGCGUGACGCAGCUGGGCAAGGGCAAGCUGGUGGGCCGGAUCUGCAGACACAUCGAUGUGGUGACCUGCUUGGCGCUGGAUUUGUGCGGCAUCUACCUCAUCUCUGGCUCUAGAGACACAUCCUGCAUCGUGUGGCAGGUUUUACAGCAGGGCGGCUUCUCCAGCAACCUGUCGCCUCGACCCGUGCAGGUUCUCUGUGGACAUGAGCAGGAGGUCACAUGUGUGGCCAUCAGCACCGAGCUGGACAUGGCCGUCUCAGGGUCAAAGGACGGAACUGUGAUCGUUCACACGGUCAGGCGAGGCUUGUUCCUGCGAACGCUGCGGCCGCCCAGCCCAGGCUGCGGGCCCGCUCAGAUCUCCGCGCUUCAGGUCGGCCUGGAAGGCCACAUUGUGGUCCAGACCUCGCUGGAGGAACUGUCCCACGGAAGGGGCCGAGACUCCCUCCACGUUUAUUCCGUCAACGGCCGUCUGCAGUCGUCCCUCUCCACCGAGGAGCACGUGACGGCUCUGCACCUGGUCUCGGAGUACGUCCUCCUGGGCACCAGGCUGGGGAACCUGCACGUCCUCCGCCUGAGCAGCCUGGACGCCGCGGUGACCCCAUUGGCCUUGAAGGUCGCAGUGAGGAGUGUGUUUGUCACCAAAGAGCACAGCCACAUCCUGGUGGGGCUGGAGGACGGGAAGCUGAUCGUGGUGGGAGCAGGGAAGCCAGAGGAGGUUCGCUCCGGACAGUUCUCCCGCCGCCUCUGGGGCUCCACGCGCCGCAUCUCUCAGGUGUCAGCCGGUGAAACCGAGUACGUACCCACAGCCGACUAGCCGUCCUGGACCACUCGUCUCUGUGAGAGAGCAACACUCCGCACUUUUUCGUCCGGAAGGAUCCCACGCUUUUAGAUGCGCACUGUUUAAGAUCAGCUUCAGUCCAAAGAGUGGCCUUGUAUGGUGGACAGAGCAGAGCUUAUUCGGCCUAGAGCAUUGAAUGUCCUAAAAAAGCCGUUUUUUGGCAUCUUUAAAAAAAAAAAAAAACUCCUGGAAACUUGAAACUACAGAAGCUGUCGUCAGAUUUUUAUUGCAAUACCAGUGAGUAACGCGUGGGGGCGCUGUGAAGCGGGGCGGGAUCAUCUGCAUGUGUUAUGAGCGUGUGUCGCCUGAAGGGGGAGUCUCUCUGGCCUGACACGGCCUCUGUGAGUGUUUUAAAAAAGUGCCUUGUGUGAAAGAGAGUG